AUGUCGACAUAUACAUCAAGGACACCGAGUAGUACCUCGACAUUAAAUCAUCCGGAAGAACCCCACGAGCCCAAACAAAAUCUCGAAGAGUCUCACGCAAGCCCAACCAGAGAACAUGCCUCGAAUCCCAUCGAUACAGAUCCACUAGAACUGCCUUACCGUACCCUCACCGAGGAUGCCGACAUGGCAGAAUACACAACCGAGACUGCCACUGGAACUCUUGCCCGCAAGGUGACAUCCAGAAAGACUGGCAAGACCGAAGACUACGAGCUUGUCACCUUCACUCCAGGUGACAUGGAGAACCCGAAGAACUGGAGCAAGGCAUACAAAUGGUGGUGUACAAUGGUCGUUGCAACGACCUGUUUCGCUGUCGCUUUCAAUAGCGCUGUGAUCACUGCCGACAUGAUCGGCGUUGAGAGGACCUUUGGAGUCAGUGAAGAAGUCGCCCUGCUCACCAUUACAGUCUUUGUUGUAGGUGAGACCUGGGGACGUCGUCCUGUAUACGCCAGUACUUUGUUGAUCGCGGUCAUCUUCGUCAUUCCCUGUGCUGUCGCUAAGAACAUCGGAACCUUGCUCGUCUGUCGUCUGAUCGAUGGUAUCGCCUUUUCAGCACCCAUGGUCCUUGUCGGUGGCACACUUGCCGAUCUCUGGAAGGCCGACGAAAGAGGCGUGCCCAUGGCUGCUUUCUCAGCAGCACCUUUUAUCGGCCCAGCCAUCGGACCAUUAGUUGGAGGCUUUACCUCUGAUCACCUCGGCUGGCGUUGGUUGUAUUGGUUGCAACUCAUAUUGUCCGGCUUCGUCUACAUUCUCAUCGUCUUCACGGUGCCAGAGACCUAUGCACCUAUCAUCUUGGCGAAGCGCGCAAAGAAGAUGAGAAAAGAGACAGGAGACAGCAGAUAUGUCAGCGAGUCUGAUCUCGACACAAGACCUGUGGCCGAACGAAUGCGUGUCUUCAUUCUUCGACCCUUCCAGCUUUUAUUCUGCGAGCUCAUUGUCUUCCUCAUUUCACUCUACAUGAGCGUUUUGUACGGGUUGCUGUACAUGUUCUUCGUUGCCUUUCCCAUCAUUUAUCAGGAAGGCAAAGGAUAUUCAGCCAGUACUACUGGUCUGAUGUUCAUUCNNCCCCUGGCGAUUGGCGUGAUCGCAAGUGCCUUCCUGGCACCUCUGAUCAACAGAGACUAUGCGAAGAGAUCAAUUAAGUUCCAGGGCAAGCCGCCAGCAGAGCAGCGUCUGAUACCAAUGAUGUGCAGUUGUUGGUUCAUUGCAAUCGGCAUGUUCAUCUUUGCCUGGACGUCAUAUCCCCGUCUCCAUUGGAUGGGUCCCGCAAUGGGCGGCUUCUGCAUCGGUUUCGGCUUCAUUCCCUGCUACAACAGCGCCAACAACUACCUCGUCGAUACAUAUCAACAUUCAGCUGCGUCUGCACUUGCAGCAAAGACAUUCAUUCGAAGCUUCUGGGGAGCUGGCGUCGUGUUGUUUACAGAACAAAUGUUCCACCGUCUCGGUUAUCAGUGGGCUGGAACUCUGAUGGCUUUUAUCGCUCUGGCUUGCUGUGCGAUCCCGUAUGGCUUUUACUUCUUCGGUGAUCGUAUCAGAAAAUUCUCCAAGUACGCGUAUGCUGGUGACGAGGAGAAUGGUGCUUCGAAGGAAAUAGAGGCGCACUAG
This is a messenger RNA of Aureobasidium musti, 1662 nucleotides long. The record is from the annotation of a GenBank genome assembly. NCBI's taxonomy places the organism in Eukaryota, Fungi, Ascomycota, Dothideomycetes, Dothideales, Saccotheciaceae.